Molecule: messenger RNA, 1314 nt
Organism: Dioszegia hungarica
Lineage: Eukaryota; Fungi; Basidiomycota; Tremellomycetes; Tremellales; Bulleribasidiaceae
Product: fructosyl peptide oxidase
Exons: 8
Coding region: 1-1314 (437 amino acids)
Molecular function (GO): saccharopine oxidase activity; flavin adenine dinucleotide binding; sarcosine oxidase activity
Source: RefSeq, a predicted model, not a curated record
AUGCCCUCUCGAAAUGAUAGCAAGAUAAUCAUAGUCGGCGGCGGAGGCACCAUCGGCUGCUCCACGGCCCUCCACCUCGUCCGGUCCGGCUACACCCCAAGCAACAUCACUCUGCUCGACACGUAUCCUAUCCCCUCGGCCCAAUCGGCUGGUAAUGACCUCAACAAGAUCAUGGGGAUCGGACUACAUAAUCCUGUAGAUCUGCGGAUGAGCCUCGAGGCGAGGGAGAUGUGGAGGGAGGAUGAGUUGUUUAGGCCAUUCUUCCAUAACACUGGCCGGCUGGACUGUGCGAGCUCUGUCGAGGGAGUCAAGGGGCUCCGGGAAGAGUACGAGGAGAUGCGGAGCGGAGGGAGUGGGCUGGAGAAUACGACGGAAUGGUUGGACGACGAGAAGGCUAUUCUGGCGAAAAUGCCUCUCCUUGAGCGCCGGAAUAUCGAAGGCUGGAAAGCUAUCUGGAGCGAAGACGGAGGAUGGCUCGCCGCUGGAUACGCCAUCAACGCGGUCGGAGAGUAUCUGAAAGCUCAAGGGGUGAAUUUUGCUUCUGGCGAAGCCGGCUCAUUCGUCAAGCCCCUCUUUGACGCCGAUGGGACCACGUGUAUAGGCUGCGAAACGCAAGAUGGAUCUCAAUACUUUGCGGACCAGGUGGUCCUGGCGGCCGGAGCGUGGAGCCCGACCCUGGUCGAUCUGGAGGGACAGUGCUGCUCCAAGGCUUGGGUGUACGCGCACAUGCAGCUAACGCCGGAAGAGGCGGCGGAGUAUAAGGGCGUGCCGGUUGUGUAUCACGAGGACUUUGGGUUCUUCUUCGAGCCGGAUGAAUUUGGUGUCAUCAAGGUCUGCGAUGAAUUCCCAGGCUUCACCCGCUUCAAACCGCACACGCCCUACCCCCUCACAUCCCCCACCCGUAUGUCCGUCCCCCGAUCCCACGCCAAACACCCCACAGAUACGAUCCCCUCCGCCUCUGACGCGUCCAUCGACCUCGCCAUCCGCACCUUUCUCCCUCGUUUCGUGGACAAGCCGCUCUUCAACAAGCGGCUGUGCUGGUGUACUGACACCGCGGAUGCUGCGCUCCUGUGCUGCGAGUACCCGGGAUGGAAGGGAUUUUACGUCGCUACGGGCGAUAGUGGACACUCGUUCAAGCUGCUUCCGAGUAUAGGGAAGCAUGUGGUAGCGAUGCUCGAAGGGAGCUUAGACGCUGAGCUAGCGCAUGCGUGGAGAUGGAGGCCGGGAGGAGACGCUCUCAAGUCAAAGAGAGCAGCACCAGCGAAAGAUCUUAGCCAUAUGCCUGGGUGGAGGCAUGAUGCUACUGUCGGUUGA